GGCCGAGCCGCGGGCCCCGCCCGGCGGCAGCGCCAUCGCGCCCGGGCUGGAAGCGGCGGCAGCGCCCGCCCGCACAGCCCGGUGUAAUUAACAGGAAUUAGCCUUUCUUAAGGAGGGGAUUACGAAACUGCACUGUAAAACCCGUAUGAUACCGAGUGCGCCUGUUAGAGGCUAAACUGCUUAGAAAGCGUUUUCUGCGAGCCCGGCGGAGGCGCGGCUGGGGCUGGAGGCCGUGCUGGGGCAGGCGAGGUUCUGGCUCGCCUACUCUUACAGCCCGUCUUUCAGGAAACUAAUUAUGCCAAAACCGGGAUGGAAUUAACAACAAACGCCUGCUCUCUUUGACAAAAUGAGGGACAAGACUCUGUUCUAAACUUCCCAUUAAAGGUGGUGUUUCAACAAGCCUCAAGAAAUUCUUAAUUCUUUAAACCAUCACCAAGUAUGGCAACACAACUUUUAUUUAACUAAGGGACUACUUUCAUAUCAUAUACAUUCAAAUCCAAGGGUACUUUUAUGUGCUGUAUAAAUACAAGAGUUGGGCUGAAAGUAAAUGCUGAAAUUAGGAUUAUGCCAGUUACAUGCACCCAAAAAAUACUACACUGGGUAUCAGAUCUUUUUCUAACUGAUUUGCCUUUCCACUGGCAACAAAGACCCAGCCUCUAAAAGCACUUUUUUAGCAUCUUUUAAAGUUAGGAGAAGCUUACAAAAAACCCCAACUGUUUUGCCAGCUCACAGAAAGUAUCAAGAUAGCUCUUGGGUGGGAUAAUGAAGCACUUUCUUACUUCACCAUUGUCCUUUGUCAUCCAUUUGACAAUGGCUUUGUAUUUAUCAUCAGAUUAUUUCUGUAUAAGCCAUCUUUUACUAAAUAAAGUAUGGAAGUUUGGCAUUGCCCUUCAGUCUCAAAUCUCUGCGAGUCCUACUUAGGAAGAUGUGUUUCCAUUUUACUUGUUUGGAAAUGAACUUAAAAAGUGAAACUGAACAAAUGUACUUAAGUAAACCCAGCCUAAUAAAAUCACUGUGUUCUAGCUGUGGUUAGUGAAGCUGUAACAGUCACCUGCAGCAAACUGGAAAAUCAGGACCUUGGCAGGAAUAGCAAGAACGCAGUAAGAAUAAUAAAAAGAACGUAAUACAACGUAAGAGACACAAAAGGACAGACUGCACAGACAGUAAGGAAUUGCAGUUAAGACAGGAUGGAACUACAGAGCUCUUCUUGCAAGCUGUUUUUUCCUAAUGACCCGGUGAAGAUUACCAAGGCAAAAGGCCAGUAUAUGUAUGAUGAGAAUGGGAGACAGUACCUUGACUGCAUCAACAACGUGGCUCACGUUGGACACUGUCACCCUGAUAUAGUAAAGGCAGCCCAUGAACAGAAUCAAUUGUUAAAUACAAAUUCUCGUUACCUUCAUGACAACUUGGUUGAUUAUGCAGAGAGACUUUCAAAAACACUACCUGAGAAAUUAUGCAUCUUCUAUUUUUUGAAUUCUGGAUCUGAAGCCAACGACCUUGCCCUGAGGUUGGCACGGCAGUACACAAAACACGAGGAUGUUAUCGUUUUAGACCAUGCUUACCAUGGACAUCUGACAUCUUUGAUUGACAUAAGCCCAUAUAAAUUCAGAAAUCUAGAAGGACAAAAGGAAUGGGUCCACGUGGCUCCUGUUCCAGACACAUACAGAGGACUUUAUAGAGAAGACCAUGAAGAUUCAGUAACAGCCUAUGCUGAUGAAGUAAAAAAUAUUAUUGAGCAUGCACAUAUGAGAGGCAGAAAGAUUGCUGCAUUUUUUGUUGAAUCUCUACCAAGUGUUGGUGGUCAAAUCAUUCCCCCAGCAGGAUAUUUUCAGAAGGUUGCAGAGCAUGUGCACAAGGCAGGAGGUGUAUUUAUUGCUGAUGAAAUUCAAGUUGGCUUUGGCAGGGUUGGCAAGCACUUCUGGGCAUUCCAGCUUCAGGGAGAAGAUUUUAUACCUGAUAUUGUCACUAUGGGGAAGCCAAUAGGGAACGGGCACCCACUUGCUUGUGUAGCAACAACAAAAGAAAUUGCAGAAGCGUUUGCGGCCACAGGAGUAGAGUAUUUUAAUACAUUUGGUGGGAACCCUGUUUCAUGUGCCAUUGGAUUAGCUGUGUUAGAUGUAAUUGAGAAGGAACAGCUUCAGGCUCAUGCCACAGAGGUAGGCAACUUCUUGAUGAAGACACUCAAAGAGCAGCAAAUCAAGCAUCCCAUCAUUGGUGAUGUCAGAGGUUGUGGCUUAUUCAUUGGAGUGGACUUAGUCAAGGAUCAAGCAGAAAGGACUCCAGCCACAGCAGAAGCAGAGCAUCUAGUAACAAGACUUAAGGAAAAAUACAUUCUACUGAGUACAGAUGGGCCAGGAAGAAAUGUGCUGAAAUUCAAGCCCCCAAUGUGUUUCAAUAUGGAGGAUGCAAAAUUUGUUGUGGAGACAAUUGAUAAAAUACUAACAGAUAUGGAAAAAGAAUGUCUGAACCAACAGAAAACACCUGUUUGUUCCACCUGAGCAGGUAUUUACCUAUAUAAUAUCAGCACUAUUUAAAAGCCAAGUUUCUAAACAUAACUUCACAAGCACUGUCAGAAUAAAGCUUCCUCAGCGAUGCUUUUACUCAAAGUUUGCAGGAAUUUCUGGGAAUCUCCAAGCAUGGACCACACUUGUGUACAUCCAGCAUUCACAACUGCCUUCCAAUAGUCUGAGCCAGCAACCCUGUGGGCAUCACUUGUUGUAAGCAAGGGCCAACAUGUCCCAGACAUGACUGUCUCUAGAGCAUGCAAAUGACUGCACAGCCACACAAACUUUCUGCUUGCUGCUCAGUGCCUUCAGGCUCCAGCUGCAUAACCACUUCUCAGCAGAUCUCCCCUUAAGUGUCAUUUCAGGUUCACAGCUGCUUCUCAUCCUUCAGGAUCCAUUUACCCCUAGACUCAAAAGUUUGUGGGUAUCAGAAUAAGAUUGGUCUUUUUAAAUCUUCAAAGCCUUGUUGUGUCUUCAUCUGUUGAGGUCCCUCAGUAGGUUGCCAAGAGAACAUCUAGCUGCAACUCAGUUUGCUGCUCACCCAUGAGCACAGUGUACUCUUACAGUUAACACCUUGGUGACAACACCCUUUGGUACACUUAGCACUUCUUCAAACUACUCUGACUAAAAGACAACCACAUGUUUGGUAGAACUCUGGACAGCUGGGCAGGAAUGCACCUGACAUGGUCAUUAUGAGCAGUGUAACCAUCAGUGGCCUCAGCCACCAUGAGAUUCACAGUGCUAUGGCCCUGAGCUAAGGAGAAAUAUGGUUUUAGUUCAGUGUAUAUUAGUAUAGCAGGCACAAGAAAAAUGUGUUAAUAUUUUAUUUAGCAAGUUAAUGGAAAGACAUACAGCUGUUUAUACUACUUAUUCUUAGGAACAGAAAGAUUACUUAACAGUGCCAGUGUAAAUUAGAGGCCUAAGGACUUAAUGUACUUAUCUGUGAUCUAAACUAAGCAAGAAAAAUGCCUUUAUUUUCUACAGGAAACCAAGAAUGCAAAAAGCCUCUUACUAAGUACAGUACUAGUAAGACACUUACAUAUAAUGUAAGCGAAAAUGAGGCAAUGAAAUAAUUUCUUUUAAUGAUACUUUUACAAAAAAAAAACAUAACAUUAUUAUCUUUCCAUAGGUUUCAAACAAUGUUCAAGAUCUACUACUAAGAAACAUUAUUCUACUAUAAUAAUGCACAUUUAAUCUUCAUCCUAGUAUAUCUUAGACCAGAUAAGUUACCUUUUUCUGUUUUCAUUUAUCUUGUUUUUAGUAAAAGCUCUAGGAGAAAUAAAUUUUACAAGAGCUUAUCUCAA
Molecule: messenger RNA, 3808 nt
Organism: Passer domesticus (house sparrow)
Lineage: Eukaryota; Metazoa; Chordata; Aves; Passeriformes; Passeridae
Gene: PHYKPL
Product: 5-phosphohydroxy-L-lysine phospho-lyase
Exons: 12
Coding region: 1188-2498 (436 amino acids)
Molecular function (GO): pyridoxal phosphate binding; transaminase activity
Source: RefSeq, a predicted model, not a curated record